AACGUGAUCAUUAUAUUGUAAAAACGUGAUAGUAUAUUGUAUAAACCUGAUAAUUAUAUUGUAUAAACGUGAUAACUCAAUCCAGAUGGUUCCGCUAAUACGCCUUUAGUCUUUAGCGACCGCGAGACUUGGACCCCCUAGCAUGUUUUGGAAGGAAGUGGAGAUAGGAUGGCUGCAAAUAUGGACAAUGAUUUACUUCGAUUUCUUCGAAACCGCGGCGUACCAGAGGAGUGUCUCUCACGCAUGGAGGAAGAACGCAUUGAUACAACAGUUAUCGAAUGUAUGGAUGAUGGCACCCUCUCUCGUUACAUCCCAACAUAUGGGGAUCGCAUAGCAGCAAGACGCUUCUGUUUGGAAAGGAAAAGUACAAAUGCUAAAGAUUCCACAAAACAUUCACUGCUUGAAAAACUAAAGAGGAAGAUGGGACUUGAUAGCAGUGAAGAUACAAACUUUGAUGAACCUAAGACAACUAAUCCAAAAAGGAAAAGACAAUAUGCCAAUUCUAACAAAUGGGCUGAAAAAAAGACCAGAAAAAUCGAAUUGGGAUGGAUUCAUGAAGGCAAACAAGUGAGGAAACGCAGAGGAGGAGGAACAAGGACCCUUGAUGUACCCAAAGAGUCAAAGAAAUCAGAUCUCAUUAAUUAUUCCAAAGAACUUUUCUUCCCAAAUGGAAAAUGUAGAUUUGGACGUUUUGAGUCAUUCAGUCAUGACAUUUUGGACUUUCAGGAGGAAGCUGUGUUGGAUGAAAACAUCACUGUGGGGGAACUCUACUCUGUACUGAGAUUAGGGAUGUUAAGAUUUUACUUGUGCACUAAAAGCCAGAUCAGUUUAGAUGACGGAGAACAUGGGGGGGAGAAAUCUGAUGGAAGUAAUCUGGAAAUUAUGGAUAUACUUAAAGACGACCAAGUAAGUGAAACCAUGGUCAUUCUAUCAUCAGAUUUUGAACUUGAUACAGAAGCACUGUCGGACACAUCUGAGGUGACCUUUGGCCCAGUCCAUGGAGAGCCCAUAGUUGGUCAACUUGAUGACACUUUGAUAUAUCAACCAAGCACAAGGUUUGAAGGAGAAGAGUUUAGUAUCAUAUCUAGUGAACAUGCUUCCACAAGCACAGCACACUUUACUUCAGUAUUAGCAGGAGAAACAACAACCAGUACACCAUCAUAUGAAAUCAUUUGCAUCAAUGUUAAACUUCACCGGAGCAAUCUCCUUGAGGAGUUGAUAACACAGUUUAAGGACGAAAGACUCCUAAGUCAAACCCUGAAAUUCAGCUUUAUAGAUGAAAAAGGAGCUGAUGCAGACGGCGUCUCAAGAGACGUCUAUGCCGCUUUUUGGACUGAGUUCAUGGAUCGCAUCGCAGAAGGGGAGGAAGUGAGGGUCCCUUCAUUGCCUAAUAAAUGGCAGAAAGAGGAGUGGAAAUCCAUAGGCCGGGUCCUGCUUAAGGGAUAUAAAGAUCAUGGAUACUUUCCUUGUCGCCUUGCCCCUGCUUUUUCAGUUGCUCUUAUUUUUGGUGAGAGUGAAGUCUCAGAUGAAAUGCUGUUCGAAAGCCUUCUCCUGUUCAUCAGUCAAUCAGACAGGGAUCUUGUGACCACAGCCUUAAAAGCAGACAGUCUGAAUGAGGACCAAGAUGAACUUAUUGAUCUUUUGGAUCGUUUAGAUGUAACAACACUUCCAACAGAAGAGACAUUGAAAGGAAUUCUUGUAAGUGCAGCACACAAGCAUUUGAUCCAAAAGCCAAGAUAUGCUGCCGAACAAAUGUCUGCAACUGCUAGUCACAUUUUAAAGGAAUCUUUUUCCAGCCCACAAGCAGUUUUACUCAUGUAUGAAGAAAAAAAGCCAACAACAAGAAAGUUGUUGAAGUUACUGGAUGCAUCUCCAACAACUCAAGCUGAAAAUCAAAGCUUUCGUUUUCUGCAGCAGUACAUCAGGGGACUGGAUGAUGCAGGCCUCAGAAGAAUGUUAAGAUUUGUUACGGGGUCAGAUGUUAUCUGUGUUAAUAAAGUUGAAGUGAUGUUCACAUCAGUAGAAGGUCUGGCAAGGCGACCUAUUGCACAUACUUGUGGACCAGCUCUGGAACUGCCAUGGACAUAUGGUUCAUACCCAGAAUUGCGUGCUGAAAUGGACAGCAUACUACUGAAUCAAAACUGCUUUGAGUUCAGCAUUGUUUAGAUCAAGUUCUGCCAUUUGGUAACCAACAAAUUAUAUAAUGGAAAGAAAGAAGCAGACAGAAUAGUAUCCAGUAAAUUCCUACUUUUCAAGUUUAUAGCUGAAGGUUUGUGUUGAAUCCAUGUUUUGUUUUGUUAAAUUUAUACAAACCAUUGUUCUUGUGGGAUGUUUGAUAUAUAAGUAUUUCCAAAAAAAACUUCAAUGCUAACUGAAAAAUUAUCUUUGGAUUCAAAAACAGAGAUAAUAUUGAUAUUUCAGCAUAUACGUUGAAUGUUUUAUAAAUUUACACGUGCAGUUACAAGCUGAAAUACUUGUUUGUUGACAAAUUAAAAAAAUAAACAUUUUUUCUCAACAA
Molecule: messenger RNA, 2518 nt
Organism: Cyprinodon tularosa
Lineage: Eukaryota; Metazoa; Chordata; Actinopteri; Cyprinodontiformes; Cyprinodontidae
Exons: 2
Coding region: 169-2166 (665 amino acids)
Molecular function (GO): ubiquitin-protein transferase activity
Source: RefSeq, a predicted model, not a curated record